Anoplopoma fimbria (sablefish) is the source of this 1591-nucleotide messenger RNA. RefSeq lists its product as uncharacterized. Lineage: Eukaryota; Metazoa; Chordata; Actinopteri; Perciformes; Anoplopomatidae. The transcript has 10 exons. The coding region runs from base 498 to 1565 and encodes 355 amino acids. The record is from RefSeq and is a predicted model, not a curated record.
UAGAUGAUCCUCUUCCUCGUUUUUUCAUGUAGAGGUAUAAAGAAACAUCUCUUUGUUUCUUUCUUUCUCUGUUUCACACAAAUGGAUUUAAACCAAUAGGCUGACCUUUCUUUUCUGUUAUACAUCGCACAUAUCCAGAACGCGACGGAUCAUCCAUCAAUCAUCCACAGCCGGACACAACAUUUCUACUUACAUUCUGCUGAUAGAAACUCUUUGUUGCAUCUACAGCUCUCCAUUUCUCACUCUUUCUGAGAAAAGGACAGGAAGCGCAAUAGGAAGUGAAGUUUUUUUUUGCGUCUCGUUGCAUUGUCGCCUGCCUCUGCAAGAAUUAUGAGUACUAUCAUAUCAGGCUUCUUAGACUGUACAAAGAGGCAUCUCUGAUGCAGGGUGUGAAGUAAUGGGUUUGUUUUAAGCCUCAAGAAAAGAAAGCAGAUAUGUACCACGAGGGACAAGUCAUGCCUGUGAAGAAGUGUGCUGUGUGACCUUAUGGUGCAACCAUGACAAGAGCAGCGUUGAUUAAACUCCUCUUUCUCGUGAUCCUCGCCUUCAUCAUCUGCCUCCCAGAAUUCUUCACAUUGUACAGAGUAUCAAAAGUGAACUUCCUCUGCAUGCCCUACCGACCCUGUGAGCAAGGGAAUUUCGUUGAGAAGGGAGGAAAUGGGAAGAUUGGAGAUGAUGACUUUAGGAGAAAGGAUUGGUGUGACCCUCUGCGAACUCCGAGUAGUAACAAGUGGGAGCCGGACUGCACAACGGAGAGUCAGAGCAACACGACAGAUCCUGAGUCGGCCUUGGGGAGAGGCGGUGAAGACCCAGAAAAGAACUGGUUCAUGUGUGAAACAGAUAUGGACAUGGCAGAAUUACUUAGCAACAUGUCAUCUUCAGCUCUGAAAACACACGUCGAGGUGUCAGUGGAGCUUCAACUUGGUGAUGCAGAGACCCUGAAUCUCACCCUGUACGGCAGCAGCAAUCACAGUUCCUUACACAUCCACCCACUUGAGGAGGAGGAAGAGGAGGAAGAGGAGGAGAGGCACGAUGAAGGGCAGAGGAUGGCGUUUUACUGCUGCCUCCCUCUCCCGCCCGCCGCAGAGUCGGCCAAUCAAGGAAGCUGUCUCCUUUGGCUCGCCAAUCAAACAGUUUUGACUGCAACAGCUCAGGAAAAGCUGCCAUGGAAACGCACAAAGAAAGAUGAGUGGCUCUGUGUGUUCAGGGUGCUCUGGCUGGCUCUGCUGUGUGUGGUGAUGCUGACUAUAGUAACAACUGUGCUCGGAAAAAUCUACUGGAGGGGAUGCCCACGCAAAAAUCCCAGCGUUCACCCUCUUGAUCUCAACGUCACUGGCCAGCAGUUGGACGAUGGCGAGAAGAACACAGUGAUCAUCAAUCCAAAAGGGAGGAACUUUCACUCUUAUGCAUCCCGACCUCGGCCAGGACUGUCCCCGAUUAUAGAAGUUGACACUCAAGACAUAGAAACUCUGCUGGAUGGAAAUGAUGACCACUGCUACACAGCAAAUCUGCAUCAUCGCAUCCAUCCCUCCACCUCAUCCGUCACAGAGGAGCUGACCUGCUGAUAGAGGAGCGCACACAUGGACUUAAA